UCUCCCAAGAAGGUGGGUGAUGACAUUGCCAAGGCCACAGGGGACUGGAAGGGGCUGAGGAUCACGGUGAAGCUCACCAUCCAGAACAGGCAAGCGCAGAUUGAGGUUGUUCCUUCUGCCUCUGCUCUGAUUAUCAAAGCUUUGAAGGAGCCUCCUCGUGACAGAAAGAAGCAGAAAAACAUUAAGCACAGUGGCAGCGUCAGCUUUGAUGAGAUUGUGAACAUUGCGCGCCAGAUGCGGCACAGAUCCCUGGCCCGGGAGCUCUCGGGGACGAUCAAGGAGAUUCUUGGAACUGCCCAGUCUGUGGGCUGCAGCAUCGAUGGCAGGCACCCGCAUGAUAUCAUCGAUGACAUCAAUAAUGGUGCCAUAGAGUGCCCAGCU
Molecule: messenger RNA, 381 nt
Organism: Pterocles gutturalis (yellow-throated sandgrouse)
Lineage: Eukaryota; Metazoa; Chordata; Aves; Pterocliformes; Pteroclidae
Gene: RPL12
Product: ribosomal protein L12
Exons: 4
Biological process (GO): translation
Cellular component (GO): ribosome; cytosolic large ribosomal subunit
Molecular function (GO): large ribosomal subunit rRNA binding; structural constituent of ribosome
Source: RefSeq, a predicted model, not a curated record